GUUAAUUGAAGAUUAUAUGAUGUCGUCCAGAGGUUCUUGUCGUGCUCCAUACAAACUUCUAAGCUUUCUGGAGUUAUUUCGCGGUUACUACACCAAUAAUAUUAUUGCUUCCCACAAGAGCUGCUGCUACCCACCUGGUGGUAACUAUCCAACCCAGACAAACAUGCAGUUGAUCAAUUACGGAACUUGGAGGAAACUCGAUCGUCAUCAUACCCCAAAAACAACGGGGAAGACUGACAAGGAGAUUAAUGCAAGAUUAACACCAGCCAUACCACCUCGUCCUCCGCCAACUAAGUCAUUUAACUUCUCUUUCUGGAGAGGAACAAUAAGAUGGAUUUUAGGGUCUGUACUAGUUUUCUUGCUCCCAAGCUUGAAGCCAAAGUGGGAGAAACUGAAGAGGAUUGAAGGAGAGGUGGAAAUGGUGGUAGAAGAAGCUGAACACGUAGCAGAGGUGGUGGAAAAGGUGGCAGCCGUGGCGGAGAAGGUAUCUGCAGAUGUUGCAGAAAACCUUCCUGAGCAUACUAAGUUGAAGACAAUUGCCUUGACCACACAACACAUUUCGCAAAUCGCUGCUCAUGAUGCUCACUGUACUCAAAAUUUCUUUCAUAAAGUUGAUGAAUUAAAGCAAAACUUGGAGGAUUUGGAUGCCAUGGUGGAACCAGUUGUGAAUAAGAUUGUUGAACAUGUGGAAGGGAAGUCAUGAUAGGAAGCAAUCCAACUAUUUUAUUUUAGUACACAAUAAAAAAUUAAUUUUUUCGUAUUUCUAAAAAAAAAUAUAAAUUAACUAAUUAGUAAUAUUAAUUUAUCCACGCAACUUAAUUUUUUUAAAAUAAUUAAUUAAUGCUUUAUUUUAAAAUAAAAUUUAAUUUUGUAAUAAACGAUUCGUAUACAGCAGCAUAGCCAAUCACCACGUGUUUCCGGGCCCAUCUCAGCAUCAGAGCCACACAUGUAAAAAGACCGCCUGAUCCAGCCGUUGAUUUCUACCGAUUUUGACAAAAAGAUAAAUGGGUGUGGAGUUUUAGGUGUACCUGACAUACACCUAAGGAAAACCUCUCUUCUUUUUACUGGUGAAAGCGCGCUCGUUUUCUCAUAACUACCAAAUUUCCCAUCUCAAUACCACUCUCUGCUUCAUUCAAUCUCCUUUCCAUGUCUUCUCUGGAAUACGGAUAGCUAUCUGUUAUCACGGAUCAUACAAGCUUCGUACUAACGACUAGGCUUUCCUCGAGGGAAAAGCACAGCACUGUGACUCUUUGAUUCUGUGAUUGUGAGUGUUCAAGAAGAUGAUUAAUGUUCUUUUCUUUCUUUUUUUGAUUGUGAUGUUAAUAUUAUCUUAUAAUGUCCUGUCGAUCCUACUACAUUACUUCUUGAUUUUUCUUUAACUUCGUGGAAUGCUUUUUGCUUGGGCGUCAAGUUUCCUGGAAACUCUAAUGCGAAAGGAAACAAUUGUCUUUUUGGGAAAACUCUUCCUAUUGUGAGUUAAAAGUGCAAACAAGGUUUACGAAGAUUGACUCCGUUGUUUAUCUUGCAUUCCACCUUAAAUAAUGGAAAUGGAA
Carica papaya (papaya) is the source of this 1553-nucleotide messenger RNA. RefSeq lists its product as uncharacterized. Lineage: Eukaryota; Viridiplantae; Streptophyta; Magnoliopsida; Brassicales; Caricaceae. The record is from RefSeq and is a predicted model, not a curated record.